AUGCCAUCAGCAAUCGGAAUCGACCUGGGCACAACGUACUCGUGCGUUGGGGUAUUCCAGCAUGGAAAGGUGGAAAUUAUCGCAAACGACCAGGGCAACCGGACGACGCCGAGUUACGUUUCAUUCUCGGACACAGAGCGGCUGAUCGGUGAUGCGGCCAAAAACCAGGUUGCCAUGAACCCCACGAACACGGUAUUCGAUGCAAAGCGACUGAUUGGACGCAAGUUCGACGACCCGAAGAUACAGGCCGAUAUGAAGCACUGGCCAUUUACAGUGGUGAACGAUGCCGGCAAGCCAAAGAUCCGGGUGGAAUUCAAGGGUGAGCGCAAGACAUUCGCUCCCGAGGAGAUCAGUUCGAUGGUGCUGACCAAGAUGAAGGAAACCGCUGAGGCGUACCUCGGCCAAUCGGUGAAAAACGCGGUCAUAACGGUGCCAGCCUACUUCAACGACAGCCAGCGACAGGCAACAAAGGACGCCGGGGCCAUCGCCGGUUUGAAUGUGUUGCGCAUCAUUAACGAACCGACGGCUGCAGCCUUGGCGUACGGUUUAGACAAGAACCUGAAGGGCGAGCGCAACGUACUGAUCUUCGAUUUGGGCGGCGGAACAUUCGAUGUUUCGAUCCUGACCAUCGACGAGGGAUCCCUGUUUGAGGUGCGCGCCACGGCCGGAGAUACUCACCUGGGCGGCGAAGACUUCGACAACCGAAUGGUGGCCCACUUUAUCGAGGAGUUCAAGAGGAAGUACAAGAAGGAUCUCUCGAAGAACGCCAGGGCCCUGCGACGACUGCGGACGGCCUGUGAGAGGGCGAAGCGAACGCUGUCCUCAAGUACGGAGGCGACCAUCGAGAUCGACGCGCUGAUGGACGGAGUCGAUUACUACACAAAGAUCAGCCGGGCGCGAUUCGAGGAGCUUUGCUCGGAUCUGUUCCGUGCGACGUUGCUGCCGGUGGAGAAGGCGCUGUCGGACGCGAAGAUGGACAAGGGCGCGAUCCACGAUAUCGUCCUGGUGGGAGGCUCCACUCGCAUUCCGAAGGUGCAGUCACUGUUGCAAAACUUCUUCGCCGGCAAGUCGCUGAACCUGUCGAUCAAUCCCGACGAGGCGGUAGCCUACGGCGCGGCAGUGCAAGCGGCCAUUCUCAGCGGUGACAAGAGCGAGAAAAUCCAGGACGUGCUGCUGGUGGACGUGGCUCCGUUGUCGCUUGGCAUCGAGACGGCCGGAGGCGUGAUGACCAAGCUGAUCGAGCGCAACUCGCGCAUCCCUUGCAAACAAACGCAAACCUUCUCGACCUAUGCCGAUAAUCAGCCGGGGGUGUCGAUUCAGGUGUUCGAGGGAGAGCGAGCGAUGACGAAGGAUAACAAUCUGCUAGGCCAGUUCGACCUCUCCGGUAUUCCGCCGGCGCCACGUGGCGUGCCGCAGAUUGAGGUGACCUUCGACCUGGACGCCAACGGAAUCCUGAACGUGGCAGCGAAGGAAAAAAGUACUGGGAAGGAGAAGAACAUCAUCAUCAAAAACGACAAAGGCCGUCUGUCGCAGGUGGACAUCGACCGAAUGGUGAACGAGGCCGAGAAGUUCCGCGAGGAGGACGAGAUGCAACGAGAGCGCAUCGCCGCUCGCAACCAGCUCGAGGCUUACUGCUUCAACCUGAAGCAAUCGCUGGAUUCGCAGGGAACCGGCAGCCGGCUGAGUGAUGCCGACCGGAAAACGGUGCUGGACCGAUGUGAUGAAACCCUGCGAUGGAUCGACGGCAACAGUAUGGCGGAGAAGGAAGAGUUUGAGCACAAGAUGCAGGAACUUACGAAGGUCUGCAGUCCCAUCAUGACCAAACUGCACCAACAGGCGGGUGCUGCGCCCACUGGCUGUGGACAGCAGGCCGGAGGUUUCGGUGGACGAGCGGGGCCUACGGUAGAAGAAGUGGACUAAUAAGACAUUCAGGAAAGCUAAAAUACCAU
Messenger RNA from Anopheles bellator, 1949 nucleotides. RefSeq names its product heat shock protein 70 B2. NCBI's taxonomy places the organism in Eukaryota, Metazoa, Arthropoda, Insecta, Diptera, Culicidae. The record is from RefSeq and is a predicted model, not a curated record. The transcript has a single exon. Gene Ontology annotation, molecular function: ATP-dependent protein folding chaperone; ATP hydrolysis activity; misfolded protein binding. Bases 1 to 1920 code for a protein of 639 amino acids. Gene Ontology annotation, cellular component: cytoplasm. Gene Ontology annotation, biological process: cellular response to unfolded protein; protein refolding.